Prunus armeniaca (apricot) is the source of this 180-nucleotide messenger RNA. NCBI's taxonomy places the organism in Eukaryota, Viridiplantae, Streptophyta, Magnoliopsida, Rosales, Rosaceae. The record is from the annotation of a GenBank genome assembly.
AUGGGUCCCCAAAUUCCACAUCAGCAGGCAAUCAAUCCGUUGGAGCUAUAUCAGAUGUUAGAGGUGGCCUCAAAAUGUACACGUCACACCCUCAGAUUGGUGGGAAAAAUCCUAGCUCAGUUGAAUGGACCAAACUACCCCUGCCACGUCAUUGGUUUAACGGAAUUUGGAAUGGCGUAG